AUGGAACCGUUCCCAGAAUAUGAAGGUCACCUGACUUUGACUGAGAUUAAGAAGAAACAUCCGGAACAUCCGGUAAACCGGAAACUGAUCAAAAUAUCAGAAGAUAAUCCUUUCAGAAUCAGCACUUAUCCCAGACCAGAGCUGCACGUGUCUCACCUGAGCCACAGCACUGGCCCGACAGGGCUGCAGGGCAUCCAGAAGGAUGGAGGUUUCAAGAAUCCAGGCGCUGACCAAGACUCAGGUCUGGUCUGGUUCAGUCUGAUGCCGACUCCUGCAGACCUAAGCGCCGCAGAAGGCCGGCCCAUGACGCUGGUGCGUCCUGGUGGUGAGGAGGAGGUCUGGAAUGGUGAUGUUACUCCAGGCCUCCUCCAGAGCUUUGCCACCUCCCCCGCCUUCUCCUCCAGCUCCCGAUACGGCGCCUAUCGUCUGACCUUUGACCUGAGCGAGGUGCUGGACUGCUACAGCGAGCAGGUGAACCCACACUGUCGUCACACUUUUCAGGAGAAACCAAAUUAA
Messenger RNA from Knipowitschia caucasica, 516 nucleotides. NCBI's taxonomy places the organism in Eukaryota, Metazoa, Chordata, Actinopteri, Gobiiformes, Gobiidae. The record is from the annotation of a GenBank genome assembly.